Molecule: messenger RNA, 449 nt
Organism: Didymodactylos carnosus
Lineage: Eukaryota; Metazoa; Rotifera; Eurotatoria; Philodinida; Philodinidae
Source: the annotation of a GenBank genome assembly
AUGGUACUUCCGAAUCCAGAAACCACCACCACCGCUACACCAGGUCCAUUAACAAUAACAACAACAAUGUCGAUACUAUCAAAACCAACAACAAUAUCAAUGCCAUCAUUCACGACGACAACAGGACGGUUAACGACAGCCACACGAAUAACCACAAAAAUAACACCACAAAGCACAACAUCAACUCAGCAGCCAGGUAAGCUUCAGAGUAACGCUCCUUUAUCUCCCUAUAUGCUAACUUUAAAACAGGUACAUGUAGGUGCUUUGGACCCGAUAUUAUUAUGCAAUUAUCCAAGCAAAAAAUUCUCUAUGGAGUGGAUCUAGCUCCAACACACACGUAACCGGGCGGUUAUUCACUUGAUCGAUCUAGCUAAAUGUACCUUUUUACCUAGUUACCUAGCUCCAACCUAGUAGUGAACCGAGCAGUAGGUUAUCAUAAUCGAGUAGGA